CCCCUUGUCUGUGUGUGUGUUUGAAAACAACAGAGCUCCGUUAGUUUGAAGAUGAGCAAUGUGCUACACAGUCGAAGAGUGUUUCACUCCAAAGCAGAAGACAAAAGCAGGACGUGUUUAAGAUAGUCCUUUGGUGUUAAAAGUUAACAUUCUAAAGAGAAGUCUGAGAUCACCCAGAACAAUGCUGGCUGUAUCUCAAACCAUGGUGACGGAGGAAAGCCUCACCUGUCUCCACAUUCAGCUGUAUCAUCCAGACCAGUCCACGCAACCUUUGUUCAGCUUUCUGCGCAUGAAAGAACCUUACAAGAUCAGCGCCGAAGAUCCCAUCAGGCUGGGCCGAGAUGGACAGUCGUGCUCGUUUGUGCUAAAUGACACCCGUGUCUCCCGAAAGCAGCUCUCCAUCCAGGGGUAUCGCAAGGCUGGUAGCCCAACCCUACACUUCACUGUGCAGAACAUGAGCCAGAGAAGCAAGGUUAUGGUAAACGGGUACGAACUGGGCCAUCUGGAGCGGGCUGAUCUGCAGGAAAAGGCCCUGCUCAGAUUUAGCAAGUAUGAGUUGCUGAUUUGGCAAGAGCCUGGUGAGGCACAGGACAGAUUUGAAGUUUUGUUUGAAAAGCUGAAUGUUUCCCCGUCAAGGGAAAUGGGUAUAGACGUGCCGUGCAGGAUAGCAGUGAUGGAUACAGGUGUGAGAAACUGUCAGAAUGGAUCACCAAUGAAUCCAGAGCCACUGGAAAGUGAUGAGACACUGUAUAUGUAGCAGUCAAGAGAACAUAUUUAGGGAUCCAAAGAUGAGCUGAGGGGUUAUUUUUAGUGCAAGGAUGGGUACGAGGCUGCUGAUUUAGCACAUGACAUUUCCUCAUUUCAUUGUGUAUGAGGACAGACAUGUUCACAGUUACAGAGUCUUGGUUCUGUUCUGUCGUUCUUGUCAUGUUUUUUUUUUCUUGCCUGAACUCUAUCUUUUGAUUCUGUUACUUAAAUACUUUUUGUAAAUUGUUGACAAAUAGUUGAACAAUAUUUUGAGUAGCAUUUCUGACUUGUUUACUAUAUUUUUUGCUAACUGCCACUGAGGCAGAUGUUUAGCUUCUCUCUCUGUAUAAAAUUGUCAUAAACACUUAACUGCACAUUAUUAUUUAUCUAUGACUAUCAUUAAGACUAACUACCAUGCAUUUAUUUAGUAUGUACAUAUGUAGUGUUACACAGGCCAUGGUGAAGUGUACGAUAGCAUACCAUCCUUUUAGAAAAUGUGAAUUAGUUAAAGAAGCAUUAUUAUUAUUAUUAUUAUUAUUAUUAUUAUUAUUAUUAUUAUUAUGAACAACUCUCUCUUUUUUUUUUUUACCAUAAUUCUGUUUUAAACAAAUAAAAACAAUCUUGCAAACUUGCUGGAGUAUUCAAAAAUUUAUUCAAAAAUAUUUAAAAAAUUAAAUGAUAUGAGAUAACUUGUACUUGUUGUACAGUAAUUCCAGUGAACACAUUGUAUGAACUACUGUGAAAGAAAGGGUGGACAAUGUUUUCUCAAAUAUGUCAAGUAUUCAGCACAUUCUUUCAGUACAGAUUACACUGAAUGAUAAUAGACUUGAAUUGGAUUUAAAGUAAACAGGUCACAUCUGGGUCAUCAAGGCUCCUGUCUUAUCACUAGCUAUAGCCCUGUGAGAACAACAAAAAAAGCCAACACUGCCCUGGGCUGUUUCUCAGUAACCUGCAACAGGAAGCUCCUAGUCAGACACCCAGUCAUAAGACGUGGCGCAGUGCAGAAGCUAGAAAACAUAUCUGGUUGAUGAGUUACAUUAAAAUGUCUUUUGAUAAUUUGUAGGAGAGCCCUCUAAGAUCCAGAAUCAGCUGCUAAACCAAUGAAAAGGCAAAAGGUUAAAAAUAAAAAUCAGAUUUCAUUGUUUGUUUCUUGUAUGUUUGAAGGAGACACACAAACUAUGUAAUGCUAUAUUAUCAUCAUAUUCAGUAACUGCUUUA
Messenger RNA from Ictalurus furcatus (blue catfish), 1965 nucleotides. RefSeq names its product TRAF interacting protein with forkhead associated domain (gene tifa). Gene Ontology annotation, biological process: canonical NF-kappaB signal transduction. The record is from RefSeq and is a predicted model, not a curated record. Gene Ontology annotation, molecular function: protein binding. The transcript is spliced from 2 exons. NCBI's taxonomy places the organism in Eukaryota, Metazoa, Chordata, Actinopteri, Siluriformes, Ictaluridae. The coding region runs from base 182 to 757 and encodes 191 amino acids.